Cryphonectria parasitica EP155 is the source of this 831-nucleotide messenger RNA. RefSeq names its product S-adenosyl-L-methionine-dependent methyltransferase. The transcript is spliced from 3 exons. NCBI's taxonomy places the organism in Eukaryota, Fungi, Ascomycota, Sordariomycetes, Diaporthales, Cryphonectriaceae. Gene Ontology annotation, molecular function: S-adenosylmethionine-dependent methyltransferase activity. The record is from RefSeq and is a predicted model, not a curated record. The coding region runs from base 1 to 831 and encodes 276 amino acids.
AUGAAGGCCGUCUCUCAACCCCUAGCUGCCAACAUGCUCGCCAAGAUCGGCCUCAACGAGUCCACCAGUGAGCCGUUCAAGCUGCUGGACCACGGCUGUGGGCUGGGCGUCGUCUCGCGGGUGCUGAAGGAGACGAUUCCUCUAGAUGUGAUGCAGAGAAGCAGCGUGCUCUGUGGGGACUCUAGCGAGACGCUCGUGGGCGCUGUCAGGAAGAGGAUCGUGACGGAGGGUUGGGCCAACACCGAGGCGAGGGUCUUGGAUGCGCAAAACUCCGGCCUCCCUGCUGAGAGCUUCACACAUGUCGUCUCGAACAUAUGUUUCCACCUCGUGCCAGACUCCCAGGCUGCUCUGAAAGACAGUAUUCGCCUCCUCGCGCCAGGCGGGACGUUGGCCAUCACGACCUGGCACACCGCCAAUCCCUCAUGGGUUAUACACAUGCGUGAUGCCUUUGACUCCUUCCCGGCCUCGCUCCUCCCGGAGGACUACAAGUCCCACUUUCCCAUGCACAUGUCAUCCUGGGGCCAAUGGGGCAAUGUGGACUGGCUGAGAGACACACUCUCGGACCCGACUCUCUGUGCGCUGGAGGACGUGCGCGUUGAGGUGUUCGCGAACAGCUACUGGAUAGAGAAUGUGGAUGAGUUUAUGAAGGCCCAUGCGAAGAUGAUCGAUCUCGUGGCGGGGAUGGUGCUGACCAAGGAGAGCGUGGCCAAGCUGGGCGGGAUGGAGGGGGUCAGGGGCCGGGUGAGGGAGUACCUCGAAGGGAGGUUUGGGACGAAGGGGUGGACGAUGACGGGGCUUAGCAUCUUGGCAUGGGGGAGGAAGCCAUCUUGA